Aspergillus campestris IBT 28561 is the source of this 1743-nucleotide messenger RNA. Its product is annotated as sodium/calcium transporter. Gene Ontology annotation, molecular function: calcium:proton antiporter activity. The coding region runs from base 1 to 1743 and encodes 580 amino acids. Gene Ontology annotation, biological process: intracellular calcium ion homeostasis; calcium ion transmembrane transport. Lineage: Eukaryota; Fungi; Ascomycota; Eurotiomycetes; Eurotiales; Aspergillaceae. The transcript is spliced from 11 exons. Gene Ontology annotation, cellular component: fungal-type vacuole membrane. The record is from RefSeq and is a predicted model, not a curated record.
AUGCCCCGGCCAGUUGUGAUUCUAACGAACCUGGCCUGGUAUGACCAGGAAGGGGAGCCUGCCUCCCAUAAUCCGUUCAAGAAAUUCCGUUCCCGUCCGCGACGAGGCAGCUCCAUCCACCUCGAAAAUCGACUGGCUCCCGUCCCCAGCGCGUCGCGCGAAUUGCGCCUGUCCGAUGAUGAAGAGGCAGCGCCGCGCGGCAUAUCUGAUGACCUGACGGAUGCCGAGAAUUCCCGCGGACUCCCGCCCCAGUCGUCCGGGACCGAUCAGGUCAACCGCGUGCGCAGCCUCGAGAAGACGGGCGACGAUCCGUCGAUGCACAGCGCCGCGCCCAUCAAUGUGACCAAUCGCGACUCCGGAAGCCACACCAAAGCCCGCAAGCGAACGCUCUUUGGCCGAUCCAGUCCGGCCGAGGAUGACGGGGCCAGUCAGAGAGACCAGCUGGAGGACUACCCGGACAAGCAAAAGUUCACCGCGGUGGGACAGUUCAAGGCCACCGUGCUGAAUUCCUGGAUCAAUGUCUUGAUGCUCGCCGCGCCGGCCGGAAUUGCCUUGAACUAUGUGCAUGCCAAUCCGGUGGCCAUCUUCGUGGUCAACUUUAUCGCUAUUGUUCCCCUCGCGGCCAUGCUAGGUUUUGCGACGGAAGAGAUUGCGCUGCGGACCGGUGAAACCAUCGGAGGUCUGCUGAAUGCCUCGUUCGGAAACGCGGUGGAGCUGAUCGUGGCAAUCAUCGCGCUGGUGGACGACGAGAUCCUGAUCGUGCAGACAUCGCUGAUCGGGAGUAUGCUCUCCAACCUGCUGCUGGUGAUGGGAAUGUGCUUCUUCUUCGGAGGCCUCAACCGGCUGGAACAGCAUUUCAACCCGAUCGUGGCGCAGACGGCAGCCAGUCUGCUGUCGUUGGCGGUGGGCAGCUUGAUCAUCCCGACAGCGUUUCACUCGUGGGCGGGCAACCGCAUGGAUGGCGACAGCACCAACGACAGGCCAGAUCACGGCAUUACGCCGUUGUCGCGAGGGACGAGCGUGAUUCUGCUAGUGGUGUACGGAUGUUAUCUGUUAUUCCAGCUCAAGUCGCACACGGAGAUCUACAACGCGCCGAGCCCCAAGGUGGAGAAGCGCCGCCGACGGGUGGAAGAGGGCGACGCGAGCCGGGGGAUUGCGACGAUCGGCAAGAUGACGGCGACGAUGGGGGGCCAGAACGCGCAGGACCUGGCGCUGAAGGACCCGGGCGAUGAGCCGGAGGAGCCGCAGCUGCAUAUCUGGGUGGCGGUGCUGACGCUGGCGGUUUCGACGGCGCUGAUCGCGCUGUGUGCGGAAUACAUGGUGGAUUCCAUCGACGCCAUCACGGAAGAGGGUAGCGGGAUCUCGAAGACGUUUGUGGGACUGAUCCUGCUGCCGAUUGUGGGCAAUGCGGCCGAGCACGCGACGGCGGUGACGGUGGCCUGCAAGGACAAGAUGGAUUUGGCAAUUGGCGUGGCGGUGGGAUCGAGCAUGCAGAUAGCGAUGCUGGUGCUGCCGUUGAUUGUGGUUAUCGGAUGGAUUAUGGGCAAAGAAGACAUGAAUCUGUAUUUCGACGGGUUCCAGAUUAUCCUGCUGUUUGUGUCUGUUUUACUGGUCAACUAUCUCAUCGGAGACGGCAAGUCACAUUGGCUGGAAGGAGUGCUGCUGAUCAUGAUGUAUGUGAUCAUCGCCCUGGCCGCGUGGUUCUACCCCAACAAGACGGAAGCGAUGCAGGGGGGUGGUUGA